Molecule: messenger RNA, 761 nt
Organism: Phytophthora infestans T30-4
Lineage: Eukaryota; Oomycota; Peronosporomycetes; Peronosporales; Peronosporaceae
Exons: 1
Coding region: 39-761 (240 amino acids)
Molecular function (GO): lipid binding
Source: RefSeq, a predicted model, not a curated record
GAAGCAGCCACUUCCUUUACCUUCAAUAUCCAAUCACCAUGAACUACUUGUUCGGGUCCGGAGCAACACCAGCAACGGAGGAACAAGUCAAGCCCGAGGAGCCUGCGUACCCCACUGCCAACGACGUAGACUUCGAGGCCUAUGGCAAAGAAAGCAUCCAGAUUCUUCUCAACCGGCACACGGGAGAUGACAAAGUGACCACGUGGGAAAUCGUGGACGACGCAGACGGAGUGAAGGUCUGGCGAGGAGCCGUGGAAGAAUGCGACUGGUGUCCAUUCCGUGCCGCGCGCCGUAUCGACGCUGACAAGCGCGUGAUUGAGCAGGUCCUGUUGGACCCGAACCGCACGCUUGAGCUUGACGAGAUGAUGGAGGGCAUCGUGACUCUGCGCGACAUUGGCGAGUCCAACCACCUAGCCUUCCGUCAGAUCACCAGCAAGGGCCAGUUUCCUAUCUACGGUCGUGAGUUCUUGGUGGUCACGUACGCUACUACGCUAGAGGACGGCCGUGUUGUCAUCGCCACGCGCUCUGUGAACGUGGCGGAAGUGGCUCCUCUUGAUGGCUAUGUGCGCGCCCACAUCUACAUUUCGGGCUACAUCAUUGAGGAGCUCAAGGAAGACAACAGCAACGUGUACUGCGUCGUGACGCUCCUUGCACACGCCGAUUUGGCCGGCUACAUCCCACCCAGCAUCAUCAACAUGCUGGGUACGUCUUCGACCGUCAAGGUCCUUGAAAACUUGGAGACCAUUGUGACAACCAAGUAA